Messenger RNA from Chanos chanos (milkfish), 1194 nucleotides. RefSeq names its product cerebellin 17 (gene cbln17). NCBI's taxonomy places the organism in Eukaryota, Metazoa, Chordata, Actinopteri, Gonorynchiformes, Chanidae. The record is from RefSeq and is a predicted model, not a curated record. Bases 25 to 804 code for a protein of 259 amino acids. Gene Ontology annotation, molecular function: protein binding. The transcript has 5 exons.
UUGAGUUUGUAGUAGUUCUGCACAAUGAGGGCCCUUACUGUUGUUGCCUUGGCUUUGCUCAUUUCUUGUCUUCAGACAAACAGCAGAGUUGAAGGGGACCCUGCUGAGGAGAAGGAUAACAAACAGGAGAAUGUCGACCCUGAUGUCCGGGCUGAGCUUAAAGCCCUGAAAGAGAUGGUGGAACAGCAGAGAGUGGAGCUGGAGAAAUAUAAAACCAAGACAGGGGAGCGGGGGACAGAGAGUGAACCCGUUGAAGCCAGACUGAAGCCUGAGGAUCUGACUGAAAGUGAACUCCAGGAACUGAAGAGCAAAGGUCCAGGUUUAGCUGCAAAGUUGUCAGUUGAGGAAAAACUGACAGGUGACCUCCCCGUCAGAUACCCCCAGACAGUCACAGACAGACCAAAUGUAGCAUUCACAGUUGCACUGACUAACUCAGGAAGAGUUGGUCCUUUUAAUGCCGACACUACACUGGUCUUCAGUAAAGUCAUCACAAAUUUUGGAGAUGCCUACAACCCAAUCACAGGUGUGUUCACAGCCCCGGUUAAAGGUGUGUACUAUUUCUACGCCAAUAUAUUUGGUUACUUCAGCGAAAGGUGGAUGGGUGUUGCUUUUUAUAAGAAUCGUAAUAGCGUUUUUACUCUCUAUGAUACUUCAAAUGGAAACCAUGAGUAUGCAUCAAACGUUGCCAUUCUGCAGCUGGAGAAAGGUGAUGUGGUUUAUAUGAGGCUAGUUAAGAAUCAUGAGAUUUAUGAUGACCCUUUGAACCACACCACUUUCAGUGGCUUCUUACUUUUCGCCAUUUGAUGUGUUGAUGACACAGUGAUUCAGAGAAGACAAAUGUCAGAUUUCAUGCAUUACAUGAGAAUUACCCUACAAGCCUAAAAUAAUGUAAUGAUGUACACACCCUCCCCCAAUUUUUAACAAAGGAAUGAACCGAGGGAAGGAUGCAAUAAUGUAAUAAUGAAUAAUGGAAGAAUGGACAUUUUUGGACAUUUUUGCUGGCACGCAGCACCACACAUGCUACUAAUGUGUGCAUCUGUGUAAUCGACAUGUGUAUCAUUGUAAUGUCUAAUAUGUGUACUAUUUGUGUGGAUGUUUUGGCAUAAUCUUGUCAUUGUUCCUUCACCAAGAUUUUGUGUCACCUCAGAUUUUGUUGUACUGAAUAAACAUGAUAAAUAAUUGUUUGAAAUGAAA